Triticum turgidum subsp. durum (durum wheat) is the source of this 402-nucleotide messenger RNA. The record is from the annotation of a GenBank genome assembly. NCBI's taxonomy places the organism in Eukaryota, Viridiplantae, Streptophyta, Magnoliopsida, Poales, Poaceae.
AUGAAGAACCUCGCCGCUCUUAAAAGUCUCACAUUGCUAGUGUGCAAUGGCCUGGAGAUAUUACCAGAAUGGUUGGGACAGUUGAAUUCUCUAGAAGAAAUUUCAAUUGGCAGUUGCGCCAAUCUGACAUCUUUGCCUGAAAGCAUGAACCUCGCCGCUGUUAGAAAAUUGAUGUUGAUAGAGUGCAAAGGUCUGGUAACAUUACCGGGAUUGUUGGGACAGUUGACUUCUCUAGAAGAAAUUUUAAUUGGCGAUUGCCCCAACCUGACAUGUUUGCCUGAAAGCAUACGGAGUCUCUCUGCUUUGAAGCUACUCAAAAUUGUUUGGUGUCCAAGGCUAAUUGUGAGGUUCCAUAGGGAGGAUGCCUACAAGAUUCGUCACAUCCCCAUUGGUCUCUUAUGA